AUGAAGGAAGGUGGCCGGUUGUCCCAGCAGGAUACUGGAGCCAGAUCCCCAAACAUUACUUACCCACCGUGCUUACCCACGAAUAAAAGGCAAUUUGGGAACAUGUCCUUACAUCUACUCAGACCUUCUAAGGCUCUGUCAGAGUUUAGAGCCAGGGCUAUGCAUUUGCUGCUGGUGAUGAGGCAGGCUUACCCUAGUAAUAGUGGGGGUUUCCAGAGCUUCCUGAGCAGGGAAGAUGAGCGCUGCUGCACUUGCGCUCUCUGGGACAGGUCACCCACAGAUGCCAUGGAAGUGUCAUUCGAUAACUUCAAGCUGAAAUCUGUCAGAGGAAUUGUGACCCAUCUCAGCCUCGAUUACGGCUGGAUUGAUGAAACCAUCUUUUUCCAUAUCAGCGUGGUCAGUGACAACAUGCCUGUGCGCAUUGGAGGAAUGGUCAUUGCUCUUGUGAAAGAAGACGAAACAACUCAUUUACUGAAAGCGGUCAAGGUGAAAGUUAUGACUAAUGGCGAUUGUGGUGCUAAGCCAUCAGAGCUUGACAGAGAACUUUGUAUUAUGGGUGUCACCUCGGUAACACAGGACAACAUCUAUAUCAGCAAGGAAACUUCUAUCCCUGCUCAGCUCUUUUCUGGAGAUUUUAUGCCUUACAAAGGAGACUUGCUGCUGAUUGAUUAUUACUCGAAGCCGGGCAAUUCAAACAUGAACAUCCACACUGUGAGCCCCCUCAACUCCCACAGGAUCAGUGAGGUCUGUGUGACCAGUAUUGAUGGAAGAACUGGCGUGGUCGAUGACUUCAUGUUUUUUACCUUGGAUUCUCUCCAUACUCUUCCUGGUUAUAAACCUGCAUUAUACGAUAUUGUUAACGUGGUUGUGGUAGACAGCAUUCAAUCGCAGUACACCUUUAGAGUAGUAGCUAUGUUUCCAGUGAAGCUGUAUUAA
Messenger RNA from Alexandromys fortis (reed vole), 936 nucleotides. RefSeq names its product cancer/testis antigen 55-like. Bases 1 to 936 code for a protein of 311 amino acids. NCBI's taxonomy places the organism in Eukaryota, Metazoa, Chordata, Mammalia, Rodentia, Cricetidae. The record is from RefSeq and is a predicted model, not a curated record. The transcript has 5 exons.